Melanotaenia boesemani (Boeseman's rainbowfish) is the source of this 5318-nucleotide messenger RNA. RefSeq names its product SR-related CTD-associated factor 11 (gene scaf11). Gene Ontology annotation, biological process: spliceosomal complex assembly. Gene Ontology annotation, molecular function: RNA binding. NCBI's taxonomy places the organism in Eukaryota, Metazoa, Chordata, Actinopteri, Atheriniformes, Melanotaeniidae. Bases 194 to 3958 code for a protein of 1254 amino acids. The transcript is spliced from 15 exons. The record is from RefSeq and is a predicted model, not a curated record.
GGCGCAAACUAGCAGCUAGACUGCAAGACAUGUGGCUGAGACUUUCUGAAAGCUACGCUUCAUAUUUACGUAAAAACAAUUUCCAGAUAACGCGAUUUAUCAGCAUUAUAUUACAGGAGAUUGGACGCUGAAAACUGUUAAGUAGGUGGAAACUAGCCGCAGCUGCAUUCAAAGUGACAACCAGAGGCCGGACAUGACUGGAGCUGAAAGUGGUGGCCAAGGCCCUCCUGAUGGGUCAGAUGCUGAGGAGGCAGAGAGAUGUCCGAUCUGCUUGGGCGUUCUGGCUGGAGGCGAGCUCGCCAUGCCCGACAGCUGCUGCCAUAUGUUCUGCCUCAGAUGCCUCAUCACGUGGGCAGAGUUGCAGAUGUCUCCCUCCUGCCCUGUGGACAGGAGACCCUUCAGCGAUGUUUACAGAUUGGAUGGAAACCUCCGCCUUGUGCAAGUUCCUUUGAGGAAACAACCAGUUCGAGUCGAGGCUGAGAGUUGCAGCUGUAGAAACCCCGAACAGAAAAUCUGUCUAAAAAGUAAGCCUACAAGAAGUCUGAGGCGACAGAAGACGGAGAGAACUGCUGACACCAAAACAAAAGGACUUGUGAGGAAAUGUAACGAAGAGGACCCCUUAUCACUGAGCAGAAAAAAGGUGAGGGGAACAGAGUGCUGCACGUGGUCACCGCCCCCCUGUGUCUCAGUAACAUCAACUCAGGACAUUGCUGAUCCUGCUUGGCUAGCAGAGGACGUACCGUACGACACUGGAUUCCAGCAGUGCAAACCCCAAUCACAACGUUGUCCUUGGCUACACCCUGCUGCUCCCAUCCCUGCUGACGGCACCUCAAGACUUUUUCAUGAAGCUAGUUGGAACAGCAACUCAUUUCCAUUUGGGCUCAUCUCAUCUCCCUUCAACACCAGCUCACCGUUUAGCCCGAGCCAUUUUGUAUUUCAGGGUGUAGUCUGUGCUGUCACGUGUCCCAAAGGAGGAGAAAAGCGAGGCGGUAGAUCAUCAACAUCCAAAGCUCCCACCAAAGAGUCUCUACCUGCAAGAAGAUCUGGACGCAACAGUAAAACCGAAGAGGAGACUCCUGCACCUGAACCUGCAUCACCUCCACAGUCUAGUUUGUCUAACUCUGACUCCUCCACCAGCCAACCCAACAAGCCAGGCAGGACUUCUCAGGUGCCAGCUAAGAGGAAGGGGAAACGAGUAACAAACCGAAAGGCCAGUGGCAAACGGAAAGCUGCAGCCAAGAAAAAGUCCUCUCCUGAAGUCGUCAGCAGCCCAGUAGCAAGCGAGGAUGAGGAAGGGAGCGAUGGAGGUGAGAACAGCGAGAAGGUGGAGCAAGAGGAAGAAACUAUAGAACAGAAGGAUGAGGACAACUCGGAUCAGCAGCUGAAUGAUGCCGAUAGUGGCCUCGCAGAAGAGCAAAGUGACUUAAACUUUGCGGAUGAGCAAAGUGGUGCGGGAUCUGUAAGCAACGAUGGGGUGCAGGGCAGUAAUGAGAAUCAGGAAGAAUCCAGUGAACAGCAAGAGAAGGCUGAUGUGGGAAAUGAUGACCUCUGUCUGUCAGAAUCUGCUCCUAACAGCCCUGUCUCGUGCUCUGAAGACAUCCAGAGUAAAACAGUGGAAGAAGAGCCAGCUAGCCCAGUUUCCUCUGAGAAAAAUGAUUCUGAGAUAAAUACAUCCCCAUCCCCUUUUGCCUCUCAGAACUCUUUACAGGAAGACAUGAUAUCUCCUUCAUGUGACAAGCAGGAGCAGGAUGAUGACAUGGAGAUUGAUGCAGAGUCAGUAGAAGACAAGGAUGAAAAUCCUUUAGAGGAAAUUAAUUCAGAGUCAUGUGAGAAUGUGACACAGGUUGGUUUUUCCUCUGAGGAAAAUGUAACUGACUUGGCAGCCAAAGCUUCAGAGGACACCGAUGUAAACAUGAAUAAACCAGAAGAGUGUUUAGGAGUCGACAGCUCUGAGGGUGUUACUAAGGACAAUGUGAUGUUCAAAGAUGACGGCGCAUCCAAGGAUGACGGUGUGUUCAAAGAUGAUGGUAUAUCCAAGGAUGACACAAAUGUUGUCCCAAUGGACUGCAGUUCCCCCUUGAGUGAGCAGGGGAACAACUCCCUAUUUAAUCUUCCAAGUGAGAAGGCUUCCCCAGCUGCUGAAGAACCACCUGCUGCUGCUGCUGCUUCAGAAACUCUAGGACAGCAAGAUGGCAGCUCCAGAGAGCAACGGGAGAGACAAAGGAGCCAAGAGAGGAAGAAUGGAAAGCAGCGGCGCUCUCGCUUCCACUCCCCAACAUCCACCUGGUCACCUCAGAGGGACUCCAAGAGAGAAUCAUCCAGGCGCUCACGGUCAAGAGAGCGUGAUUGCAGCCUGCCGUCAGGUCGGUCUUCACAAGCUCGCAGCAGAGAUAGAGAUAGGGACAGAGACAGGGAUCGAGAUCGGGAUCGAGAUCGGGAUCGAGACGGAGAGAGAGACCAUCAUAGGAGAGACCGCAGCCGUGAAAGAAGGAGGCGGCGAUCCAGGAGUCGUUCUAGGUCAAGGUCUCGGUCUAGAUCUCGAUCAAGAACAAGGUCCUACAGGCGAGCACCCAGUCCUGAACGUCCUUCAUCCAGAGAGCAGUCUCCCCCUAGGAAGGACCGUAGAGGCGGCUGGAGGUCUGGGCCUGAUGGAUCUAGUUCUGAGGGACGGAAGUAUCAUGGAGGUGCUGGUCGAUUUGAGAAUGGUCUUCCUUCAGAAAGUCCUCCUGAUCGCCAGGGCUGGUCGGAAAAUCCCGACUGGGUCACAGAAAAGACACAAAGUGAAGCUGAAAGCCGAAACCGGGACUCUGGUUUCAGUGGUGGCUCGUCUUGGGAAGACCACCUCAAGAGCAGCGGAAACGGAAGAGAACCACGUGGUCGAGGAGGCCGUGGAGGGUUUGAACGUGGCCGAGGAGGAAGGGGAGGCAGCGGCAGCCGUAGCUUCUACAACCAACAGGAGGACAUGGCCGACAGCCGGUGGCAGCCUAGGAACAACUUCUCAGGUACAGGCAACAAUUCAGGGAACGACUCGUACAGCCGCUUCAACGAAAACCGAAGUGGUGGCCGAAAGAAGGAGUCUGAGCCUGGAGACUCUAUGGUUGACAGAUCGGGCUGGUCCUCAGCAUCCAGCUGGGCUGUUAGGAGGACGCUGCCUGCAGAUGUGCAGGACUAUUACUCCAAGAGGGAAAGAGGAGGACCGGGCAGCUGGAAUAGAACAGAGGAGGAGCAGCAGCCAGCAGCAUCAGAUCCACCAAAAAGCGAUCCUCCUCCCCAGGCAGUCCCAGGCAACGCUCCGGUCCCUGUUAUGAAUGUGAUACCUCCUCAGCUGAAUGUUCUUCACCAUCACUACCCCAUCCAGAGCCUGCAAGGACCCCUCCCUGUCAGCUUGCAGCCUGCAGCUCCCUACGCCAUGCCUCCUCAGGUCCCCAUGCACCUCCACCCUACCGUGCCACUGCUUCAGGUGCCUACUGUCGGUGCGCAGGGCCUCCCACCCCCUCCCCCUCCACCUCCACCCAUGCAAGCAGGCAGCCAGACUGCAGCAGCUCAGCCUGAUGGCCACACGACACAGAUGGCGAGCACUGUUGUGUCUUAUGGAAAAUCCACCCUCCUUCCCACACCAACCAAAGCGGGCUUUGCAGCAGUGACCCAGGGCCAGCCAGCACCAAGCCAGGUGCUACCUUCGUCUACAACUCAGCCCAGCCAGCAUAACAAGGUUCAAGCUGACAGCUCCAAAAAAGAAAAGAAACAACAGAUCCAAGAGAAAGCUAUAAAUGAAGUGAAGACAGCCAUCAAACCCUUUUACCAAAAAAAGGAAAUCACAAAGGAGGAAUACAAAGAGAUCGUCCGCAAAGCAGUAGAGAAGGUAUGUCACAGCAAGAGUGGGGAGGUGAACUCCAGCAAAGUAGCCAACUUGGUGAAGGCCUAUGUGGACAAAUACAAACACGCCCGCAAGAAAUGAACUGCUGCCCUGCUGCUGGGGAGGCCGUGCCCUCACAGACCCAUUCUGCUGCUCAAGUGCAAUUUUCUCCUGCUGGAAUUUGGCCUCCAAGUUGAAAGAUGAUGGAGAGCCAGCAUUUUCUUUUUUUUUUAUAUCUACCUUUUCUUGAAUGAAGAUUUUUUUUCUAUAGAUUUUCAUAUUUUGUUAGAAAAGAAUGACCCAAUCAGAAAUUGUAAUGCAAGAGCCCUUUAUUUUGCAUAGAUCACAUGACUUGGGAAUCUACUGUAUAGAGCUUGGUGAACAAUGUCCGAUCCUGUAGUGGAGAGCCUCUGGCACUGGUAAAUUUUCCCUUCCUGAUUUCAGAACUUAAUUGAAAGUUGUCAAUGUCCUUUUUUUAAAAAAUAUCUCAUCUGAGAGCCUAGUUGAGAAAAGUGCAUUGCCUUUAUUCACUUCUGUGGCCCAAUGAGGGGCUGGAAUCUGAUGACUGUGAUUGUAAUCAGGGUGCUGAUUGGCAGUUGUCCAAUCAGCAGUGAGAGAGUCAUGCAAGUUCCCAAUGAGGGGGUAUUUCAGGUGAAAAUUGACCCUUACCCCCCCCCCCCCCCCCCCCCCCCCCCCCCUUCCUGAAUGUGUAAUAAAUAUCAAUGUCUGUACAUGAAUUGUGCAAAGUAUCCAGAUAGUAGUUAAAUAAAUUAGCUGCUUUCUAAUUCGCUGUUUGUCAAAGGUGGUACCUGACAAAUUUUACAUACCACCAAAUUUUAGGUUAAAGGUGUAUUUACAGCUAUGAGCCACAAGAUUGGUUGUAAACAAUCAAUUUAUUCAUAAUGCUCAAUACCUUUUAAAUAAUUUUGUUCAUGGUGGUGUUAAAUUUGUACUCACUUGAAUGAAAACUUGACUACUGGGGAGUGGUAAUUGAAGGGACUGCACACUGACAUGCUUUUCUGUUAAUCUGUCCAUUUAGUCCUCAGAUUCUUGGUGGAUGUCAUUCUAUAAUCUCACGAUGAUGUCCUUUUCCUUUAAGACAAACAUCUAAGUAAUAAAAAUAUGGUUAAGUUUUUCCUGCUCCAGUAUAGAGGUCGUGGGGUUUUGCUUGUUGGCCUUGUGGGACAUUCAGUAGGAACAGAGCCAUUAUUACAGUACGGGACACAAUAAGCAUUUUUUUCUUGCUUCUUGAAGCUGAUGCACCCUAAACUAUUUUGAUACGAGUCGAGUCCUUGUCACAAAGCCAGUUUGUUUGCCUUUGUGAGGCACCAGAAAAAUUACUUGGAUUGAUUCAAAGAUGUGAUAUUGAGUUAUGAUUCAAAGCUAAAUGGACUCUGUGAAAUUGUCUUAUUACAAUAAGUUAUGCUUAACAGCUCAAUAAUAAAAUCUUAAUUACACUGUC